AUGGACAGCUUCUAUGUAAACCAGCUGGUCUGGGCCAAAGUUGAUGGGUUUCCCUGGUGGCCUGGGAUUGUAAUUUCCACUGAGCUUGAUUCAGUAACGGUUUAUUUUAUUGGCGAAAAUUCUCAUGCAACUUUGAAACCCUCCAAGGUAUGCGCGUUUGAAGAAAAAGAGCCUACAGGUGAAGAUCCAUGGCUUCUACGUAGUAUAAGGGCUGCUAAAAAGUUACAAUCUCCAAUUACAAUAGACCAAAUUAAGCAGGCUAACGAAAAACUCGAAAGAAAACAAAAAGUGAUUAUUAUUCAGAUAAAAAAACGACAGCGCAAAGAAGAAAGCAGUGAAGACAACUUAGAGUCAAAAAUCGCUGAACUUCAUAGAAUUCUUGACAACAAAAUCAAAGGACAAGACACAAGUUCAGCGAAAAGAUCCACACAAAAUGUGAAUACUCUUUUGAAAACUCAAAAGCUGCUGACAGCAUUUGCACAUAGAAAUUUGUCAAAAAAUAUAGGCCAGACGAAGCCUACUAUGAAAAAUCUAGUUAAAUGUUUUAAGAAAUUAGUUGAUUUGAAAGUUUCACAAAAAUUGUUUAUGUCUUGCAAGAUAAUUAAACUUGUGAAACUGUUUAAGAAUGAAUUUGAAGACAGCCAAGAAGCAGAAAUGAAGAUUUUAGUAAGAAUUGCUGAUAAACUUAUUAAAAGAUGGGAAAAAAUCGUUUUAUUUUCAGCUGCUGAUAAUUAA
Blepharisma stoltei is the source of this 735-nucleotide messenger RNA. Lineage: Eukaryota; Ciliophora; Heterotrichea; Heterotrichida; Blepharismidae. The record is from the annotation of a GenBank genome assembly.